Messenger RNA from Colletotrichum graminicola M1.001, 1866 nucleotides. RefSeq names its product ferric reductase like transmembrane component. NCBI's taxonomy places the organism in Eukaryota, Fungi, Ascomycota, Sordariomycetes, Glomerellales, Glomerellaceae. The transcript has 4 exons. Gene Ontology annotation, cellular component: plasma membrane. Gene Ontology annotation, molecular function: ferric-chelate reductase activity. The coding region runs from base 1 to 1866 and encodes 621 amino acids. Gene Ontology annotation, biological process: copper ion import; iron ion transport; intracellular iron ion homeostasis. The record is from RefSeq and is a predicted model, not a curated record.
AUGAGCCAUAAUCAUGGAGGAGGAGGAGGGGGGGGAAUGGGCGGGAUGAGCGGCAUGCCGAUGGGAACGGCGCUGUUCCAGGAUACCAACAUCCAGCUCGCGCAGUCGUUCUGGUACAUCAUCGCUGGCGUCGUGGGCUUCCUCGGCAUCAUCCGGGGCAUUAACUACCUCGAAGGCCUCAGAAGACUACGGCGAUGCCGCUCAGAGUCGGUACAGUUCCCGACCCGUCCCUCGAACCGCAUCGCACAGAUUUGGGCGACGGCGACGGCCAUCGUCCGCGAGGCGGGGCACCCGCAGCUCUACAUCCCCGUCCGGGGCCUGCGGUGGGCAACGCCGCCGCCGCUCGGCCACGUGCUCGUCCUGCUGGCAUACUGGGCCGUCAUCAUCUACAUGAUGGCCAACGACGCCGUCGUCAAAGACGCCUACUUCUGGGAGCGCAUCGGGUUCCGCAACGCCUGGGUGACGCUCAUGCAGAUGCCGCUCGUCUACCUGCUCUCCAUGAAAGUCAGCCCCGUCAGCCUCAUCGCCGACAUCUCGCACGAGCGGCUCAACUGGCUGCACCGCUGGGUCGGCCGCACAAUGUUCGUCACGGCGACGGUGCACGGCUUCCACUUCUGGACCGAGUGGGUGCGUGCCGACUUCGUCGAGGAGCAGCUGAGCAUUCUGCCGUCCAUCAAGUACGGCCUCGGGGCGUGGGGUCUGCUGGUCUGGACGUUCCUCGUCGGCGUGCGGCCCUUCCGCGGCAUGGCGUACGAGCUGUUCGUCGCGCAGCACGUCCUGACGGCCGCCUUCUUCCUCUGGCUGGUGUACGUCCACAUCCCCAACUACGCGCAGCAGUACCUCUGGUUCUCGAUCGCCCUCGUCUGCCUCGACCGCCUCGCACGGUGGGCGUUCCUCGCCUGGCAGAACAUGCGGCUCCGGGCGCCGGACCGGUCGACGUGCAAGGGCACGAGGCGCCUGGGGCACGAGGUCCAGGUCCAGGCGGUGGGCCCGUCAACGACGGUCCUGACGAUCAAAGACGUGCACUUCUCGUGGAAGGCUGGCCAGCACCUGUACCUCUGGCUGCCCCGGGUCGGGCCCCUGGAGGCGCACCCGUACACCAUCGCCUGCGCGCACCAGCUGCCGGACACGUGCGUGUGCAACAGCGUCCAGCUGGUAAUCCGGUCGCACGGUGGUUUCUCGAAGCGGCUGCACCGGUACGCGCAGAACGCGUUGGAGUCGUCGUCGUCGUCGUCGGGGGGGAGCAAGAGGGAAGCGCUAACGGGGUUCGUGAUGGGCCCGUACGGGGCGCCGCCGCGGUGGGACAUCUACGAGACCAUGGUUCUCAUCUCGGCGUCGACGGGGGCGUCGUUCACGCUGCCCAUCCUCGAGAGCAUCGUGCAGAGCGGCCGGCGGCGGCGGGGCUGCACGACGCGGGUCGAGUUCGUGCUCCUUGCGCGCCAGGGCGAGGAGAUUGAAGCGAAUAUGAUCCAUCACUUCAGUAUCUAUGAGUCUUCGGCGGCCGCCGCCGCGGCGGCGCAGCACCGCAGGGACCCGUCCGACGGCUCCGUCGGCGGGGACUGUUGUCGAGAGAAACGAGCCGCGCUGGACCUGGAGAAAGGGGACGGGGUGCAGCUGACGCAGCGGCCGCGGAGCGGCUCCAUGGUGGGCAUGGUGAGGGAGUACUACUGCCGGCCGGACCUCGAGGAGCUCAUCAGGGAGCCGGUAGAGGCGGCGGGCGGCGAGACGUCGGUCGUGGUGUGCGGAGGACGGCCGCUGACGAGCUCGGUCCGGAACUGCGUGGCCGCGCUGUCGGACGAGAGGGCGGUGCACAAGGGGACGGGGGCGCAGGGCAUCCACCUGUUUGUGGAGGAGUAUUCUUUCUAG